Messenger RNA from Trichogramma pretiosum, 1467 nucleotides. RefSeq names its product L-xylulose reductase. The transcript has 6 exons. Gene Ontology annotation, molecular function: carbonyl reductase (NADPH) activity; L-xylulose reductase (NADPH) activity. The record is from RefSeq and is a predicted model, not a curated record. NCBI's taxonomy places the organism in Eukaryota, Metazoa, Arthropoda, Insecta, Hymenoptera, Trichogrammatidae. The coding region runs from base 604 to 1338 and encodes 244 amino acids. Gene Ontology annotation, biological process: xylulose metabolic process; glucose metabolic process.
CACAGAAUUAGCAGAUCAACCACGCGGCUGUUCUCUCGCGACACGAUAGUUGCCGUUUGCAUCUCAGCGCAUCAGCAGUCGUUCUUUCAGUAUAACUUGGAGUUUUUUUUACUCAAUCGCAUUAUUUAGAGCUUAUUUGAUCUUUCAACGUUUAACUUUUUGAAAUUUUUUGAAAAAAAUUCGAAUUUAAGUUAACGAAGAUUUUUCGACAAUGUCAAUUCUAGCAAAUCAUUGCAAACGAACGAUAAACAAACGAUAGGUUUUUUUUCUCGAAAUCACUCGAAAUAUAUUUCCAAGAAAACGAGUGUCACUUCGAUCCACUUGCGCGAAUUUUUACCCGAAAUAGUCAAAUUGUUUUUCAUUUUUAUUUUUGUUAUUGUAUGCAUCACAACAUUUCGUUCUCUACGUGCCAAUAUUUUUUAUCGUAAAUCUCCGCGGCCUACGCGCGCGUCAUUCCAACGAACCCCGAGAGAAAAAAAGGAAAAGCAGUGUAUCUAUAACUGGUGUUCUUGUAUAACAAUAUCUUAUCAGCAUUUGGAUAGAGCAAAAAAAAAGACGAAGUUCGUGACUUCCGCGAGGCUUAAACGAUUUGAUUCCGCAAUUAUGAAUAUCAGCUUCGAAGGAAAACGUAUCCUCGUCACCGGAGCCGGUCAAGGUAUCGGCCGCGAAACGGCUCUACGCCUGUCGAAAUUCAAGGGCACCGUCAUCGCCCUGUCCAAGACCCAGAAGAAUCUCGACUCACUGGUCAAGGAGGAUCCGCGAAUUCAGACGGUCUGCGCGGAUCUCGGCGACUGGGCGGCGACUCGCCGAGCCGUCAAGUCAGUCCUGCCGAUCGAUCUGCUGGUGAACAACGCCGGCAUCGCCCGGCUCGAUCCCUUCCUCACGGCCAAACCGGAGGACUUCGACGACACCUUCAACGUCAAUCUCAAGUCGAUCAUGAACGUGUCGCAGGUCGUCGCGGCGGACAUGGUGGCGCGCAAAGUCCCGGGCAGCAUCGUGAAUCUGAGCAGUCAAGCGAGUCUCGUGGCCAUUACCGAUCACGCGACCUAUUGCGCGUCAAAGGCGGCUCUGGAUAUGCUGACCAAAGUGAUGGCUCUCGAACUUGGACCCCACAAUAUUCGAGUGAACACCGUCAAUCCCACCCUGGUGCUGACGGCCAUGGGUAGAGCCCACUGGAGCGAUCCUGCCAAGGCCAACUCUCUGCGAGUCAAGAUUCCUCUGGGUCGUUUCGCAGAACCCGAAGAGGUCGUGGACUCGAUCGUAUUUCUUCUCAGCGACAAGAGUUCCAUGACCACUGGAACUGGCGUUACCAUCGACGGAGGUUACACCAUUCAAUAGAUUGAUAUAUUUUUAAUGUUCGAAUCGAUGUCAAAGUGUGAAGUGAUACACUAUAAUAACAAAUAAAAUUAUUUUUAAUACUUUCAUUAAUAUCAAAAUGUAAAGAAAUGUAAUAUGAUAAAAAACAAA